AUGGCCUCUUCCGUUCGAGCAUUGACGUCCAAGGGACGAUUGACUCCUCUCUGCCGAGUGCGAGCUUCAACACCUGCGAUCUCUCUUCAGAAGCGUGGCAACGCUACAACUGUUCCUUUCAGACUCCCCGCUGCUCGUAAUGAGCCCAACCCCACAUACACAAAGAACUCUCCAGAGAGAGCAAAGGUGGAAGCCGCUCUAAAGAAGCUCCGCUCUGAACUCCCCCUCAAGAGCGAGAUCAUCUUCAACGGCGUCUCUCAAAAGAUCCACGCCAACGAGGACCAAGUCCUCCCCGCAGAACAUGCCACCACCUUCACAAACUACCCACUCGCCAGCAAAGAGCAGGUCAGCGCUGCUAUCGAGUCCGCCCUCAAGGCGAAGAAGGACUGGCAGAACACACCGUUCGUUGAUCGAGCGGCCAUCUUCCAGCGCGCCGCCGAGUUGGCGACAACAAAGUACCGAUAUGAGUUGAUUGCUUCUACCAUGCUUGGACAGGGCAAGAACGUUUGGCAGGGUGAGAUCGACGCUGCUGCUGAAUUGGCCGAUUUCUUCAGACUGGCGGGUCACUACGCCGCCGAGAUCAUGAGCAAGCAGCCUGAGCGUGGUACAGACGGUAUCUGGACGCGCAUCGACUACCGACCUCUCGAGGGAUUUAUCUACGCCGUUUCACCUUUCAACUUCUCCGCCAUCGGCGGUAAUCUGAUCGCGCCCGCUAUUCUCGGAAACGUUGUCCUCUGGAAGCCUUCUCAGUACAACAUCCACCCCAGCACCAUCAUCUACAAGAUCCUCCAGGAAGCCGGUCUUCCCAAGGAUGUCAUCCAAUUCGUCCCCGGUGACGCCGCCGAGAUCACCGAGACUGUCCUCCAGCACCGCGAAUUCGCUGGUCUCAACUUCGUCGGUUCCUCCGAUGUCUUUCGCUCCAUCUACGGCAAGAUCGGUCAGGGCAUUGCUGAGAAGCGAUACCGCGAUUUCCCUCGCGUCGUCGGUGAGACCUCCGGCAAGAACUUCCACCUCGUCCACCCCUCUGCCGACAUCAACAACGUCGUAAACCACACCAUUCGAGGCGCCUUCGAGUACCAGGGCCAGAAGUGCUCUGCUACAUCCCGCGCCUACGUCCCCGAGUCUCGCGCCAAGGAGUUCUUCUCCCUCAUGACGCAGAAGAUGAAGAACAUCACCCAGGGUAGCCCCGACAAGGACUUUGAGGCUUUCAUGGGUCCCGUCAUCCACGGCCGCUCUUUCGAGAAGAUCAAGAAGAUCAUUGACGAGAGCAACAAGGAUCCUCAGGUCAAGCUGAUUGCUGGUGGCGAGUACGAUGGCUCCGUUGGAUACUUCGUCAAGCCUACUGUCUACCAGGUUGACUCUCCUGACCACCGUCUCUUCAACGAGGAGAUCUUUGGUCCUGUCCUUGCUGUCCAUGUUUACAAGGACUCAGAGUUCUCCCCUCUCCUCAAGAACAUCGACCAGAACGGUGGUGGCCUCGCUCUUACUGGUGCUGUCUUUGCUCAAGACCGCGCUGCUCUCCGUGAAGCUGAGGACGCUCUGCGCUACUCUGCUGGUAACUUCUACCUUAACUGCAAAACCACAGCUGCCCUCAUUGGCCAACAAUCCUUCGGCGGUGCCAGAAGCUCCGGUACUAAUGACCGAGCUGGUAGCCCCGAUAUGCUCCGACGCUUCGUGUCUCCUCGUCUGGUUAAGGAGGAGUUCUUUGAGCUGAACGAGUACCUGUACCCUUCCAACACCCAAUAG
This is a messenger RNA of Fusarium coffeatum, 1746 nucleotides long. RefSeq lists its product as uncharacterized. Bases 1 to 1746 code for a protein of 581 amino acids. Gene Ontology annotation, molecular function: L-glutamate gamma-semialdehyde dehydrogenase (NAD+) activity. The transcript has 3 exons. NCBI's taxonomy places the organism in Eukaryota, Fungi, Ascomycota, Sordariomycetes, Hypocreales, Nectriaceae. Gene Ontology annotation, cellular component: mitochondrial matrix. The record is from RefSeq and is a predicted model, not a curated record.